UUUGGUAACUUGCAACAGAAUAUGAACGGCCUCCCUCUGGAAGGAAUCCUGCAAAUGCAGGAUUAUCGGGAUUAUCAACCCUAAAAAUCCAUAUUUUGAUUUAAAUUAUUCCAGAGCUCUCCGUCGUUUCGGGCCUUUGAAGGAUUGCUGCGGGGCCCUCCUGCAGUCAAUUUUUACGCGGCCGCCGUUUCAUAAAUUUUCUGGCAUGACAGAUCAGACAAUCUCUAGAGUUUCCUGGAUCUCAUUCUUCUCGUGUUCAAUUUGAACCCUGUUUACGCAUUCAGGGUGAGCAGCGAGGGUAGAAUGGUUGUAUGAGGGCGAGGAGUGAGUUACGGAAGAGGAACCUGUGUAUCAGCACAUGGGAUUUCCUUCAGGAUGAAUUCCAUUCUUGCAGGUCGAAAUCUUGGUCGGAAAUUAGCGUUUGCUUCGUGGUCGCAGGUUCGAUUCUCCGUGUCGUCAAUGGAUAGAUCUAUGUCUUCAUCCGUUAAUCUUCUAAUCAUUUUUCUCCAUUCGCUUUUAUAGCGGGUCGAAGCUUUUCAGUGCAGUUAUUAGAAAAGCGGAAAUAGUAGAGGUUGCCGAUCGAUCGAUUGAUGGCAGCGGUGCUCUUUUACCAUGUCGUUGGAGACCUGACGGUAGGGAAGCCGGAGCUAGUGGAGUUUCCUGAGACCGCGAGCGUAGCAGAGGCCAUUGUCACCAUCCGAGAUUGCACAGAAUGCGGGAUAGCGGUUUGGAAGCAGCGCCCGCCGGAAAAAGGCAGCGGCCCUGAAUCGGCAGAGUUAAGGCAGGAAAGAUUCGUCGGCAUUUUGAAUGCCAUGGAUAUCGUAGCGCAUCUUUCGACAGAGUGGGGUUUGACGGACCCUGACGCCGCUUUGAAUGUCCCUGUUUCGCAGAUUGUCCUUCCCAAUAAUCAUCUUCUCAAACUGGUCGCCCCUGGAACCAGAUUGGCAGACGCGCUGGAGAUGAUGAAGCAGGGGGUUCGGCGCCUCCUCGUCCGGCGGACCGUAGGCUGGAAGGGCAUGAGCAAGCGAUUCUCCGUUCUGUACAACGGCAAAUGGCUGAAUCCAUCAAUGGAGGGCGAGGAGAGCGCAGAGGAGAAAUGGUGCUGCCUAUCAAGGGAAGACGUGAUAAGAUUUCUCAUCGGCUGCCUGGGAGCCCUGGCACCGCUUCCCCUGACAUCAAUCCAGUCUCUGGGAGCAAUAACCCCACACCCCUUCGCCCUCGACAGCAGGGCGCCCGCCAGAGAGGCGAUCAAAGUCCUCGGCAACGAUCCCCUGGCCAUUGCAGUGGUCGAGCAAAACGACGAUCAAGGAGGUGUUCGCAUUAUUGGGGACAUCUCAGCAUUCAAGCUAUGGAAGACGGACCAUCUGUCCGCUGCCUGGGCCCUGGCAAACCUAACUGCAGGGGAAUUCGUGAUGGGAGUGGAGGACAUUGUACCCCUGAGUGCCUGUAGGAGCGGGGACACCCUUAUCAAACUGUCCAACGAGCAAUCAUACAAUAAACUGAACACAUCCUCCUCUUUGAAACCAGAAAGCGGUGGAUCGAGCCUCCGUACCACCGAUGGGGGUCGCUGGAAACCCAAUCCUUUGUCGACUGUGAAGGAAGAAGAUGGCGGGUCCGGCUCCAUUAAGCCCAAGGGACCCGCCAGGAAGUUUUCGACCAGAUCUCUGGAUUUCGUGAACUUGUAUUUCGACUAUGGGGAUGGGGUGGUGGAAAGGAGCUCAAGCCCUAGGCCUUACAGAGGACGAAGUGCGCCGCUCACUUGCAGGCCCUCGAAUUCCAUGGCCGCGGUGAUGGCCCAGAUGCUGGCUCACCGCGCCACUCACGUUUGGGUAACAGAAAAGACAGAGGACGGCGAAUACGAGAAUCUGGUAGGAAUGGUUACCUAUGCCGAUAUUCUGACAGCUGUCACUAGGCCCCCUACUCUUCCCCUCCAUUCAAACUGAGUCCUGUAUACAUCUGUCGGUCACUAGGUCCCCUACUCUUCCACUCCAUUCAAACUGACUUCUGUUUAGAAGAUGAUCUGAUUUCUCUGGUUCUGAUUUCUCUGGUGUCAUAUCUGUCACCAUUUUUAAAUUAAUAUGGUUUUAGUUUUGACUGGACGUAAUGCUUAGUGCAAUUCUCCAGUUUGUCGGUUGAUGAGCGUGGAGGAGAAAUUAGUACUAAAAGCUAAAAAUCAACGUACCAUCCGAAACUUGCGUGCUUUUGGGAUUACUGUCUUUUAUAUAUUGUAGGCUUUCAGGGUGAAAGAUUCUGGAAUGUCUUUGUACCUACUGCAAUGUCUGUAUUGAGUUGUAAUUUAGAAAGCUAAUAUAGGGUUUAAUAUAGCUAUUAGCUAGAUGAAUAUUAUAUGGGUAGAUGAUGUUUGGAUUUAAGUUGGGUUUUAUUUAUAAUUUCACAAUUCUAUAAAAUAUUAGGAAAAUCCCUCUUUUAUUUAUUAAGCUUGUUUUGGAUUUUAGUUUUUUUAAUAUAGCGAUUAAUACAUGACAUCAUAUUUCUUAUGGCA
Cryptomeria japonica (Japanese cedar) is the source of this 2503-nucleotide messenger RNA. Its product is annotated as CBS domain-containing protein CBSX6. The record is from RefSeq and is a predicted model, not a curated record. The transcript is spliced from 2 exons. Lineage: Eukaryota; Viridiplantae; Streptophyta; Pinopsida; Cupressales; Cupressaceae. The coding region runs from base 591 to 1943 and encodes 450 amino acids.